Molecule: messenger RNA, 2330 nt
Organism: Planococcus citri (citrus mealybug)
Lineage: Eukaryota; Metazoa; Arthropoda; Insecta; Hemiptera; Pseudococcidae
Product: facilitated trehalose transporter Tret1-like
Exons: 5
Coding region: 371-1822 (483 amino acids)
Biological process (GO): transmembrane transport
Cellular component (GO): membrane
Molecular function (GO): transmembrane transporter activity
Source: RefSeq, a predicted model, not a curated record
AUUAUCGUUUUCAUUUCAUUACUUUUUUCCGCUACCAAGCCACAACACACGUCACGUUCGUCUUUUCGAAUAAUCAUCAAACAAAAGAAAUUUCGAAGAGAAUACGGAAAAAUAUGUCACUUAAAUUAGUACUUAACUCGUGUUCGUUUAUCCAAGCUCUGGUCGAUUUAAUUUCGCAUAAAAAUCGUAGUAAGUUGCACAUAUCUAGCAUCGCGAGUAGUUAGUUGAAAUGCAUUUCUUUCAUCGAAUAAUGAAUACAAUAUGUUGACCAUUUUUUGUCUCCGUUCCUAAGCAAAACACGCGGCUAUACAGAAUGAAUUAUUUGAGAAGGAUAUGCAGGUAGUUUCCUUGUUUUGGCCAAGAUCUCGACAUGAAAGUGAAAAUGAUUUCGUUACUAAGCCAGAAAUUGAAAAGCUCCGUUUCCGUUACCUUUAUAAAAAAUACUGGUUUAAUAUUUAUAAUCUGUUUCUCGUUCUUGAUGUGUGGAGCUACUCGAACUUAUAUUUCUUUUUUGAUGCCUGAAUUGAAGAAAAAUAAUGCCACGAUUCCAAUCGAUCAAGAAGAAGCUUCCUGGUUGAGUGCUUUAUCUUCUUUAAGCAAUCCCUUGGGAUUUUUGCUCGGAGGAUUCAUGAUGGAUUUCGUCGGCAGAAAAUGGUCAACUUCUUGUACUUUUCUACCUUUUAUCGCCGGCUGGGCGUUAAUUACGUGCGCCAACAAUUUAGUAGCUUUAUACAUCGGUACUUGUUUGCACGGAGUAGCUGCAGGAAUGACCAUGACAGCAGCGGCCUACAUAUCGGAAAUCUCAGUCUCCGAGUACCGAGGAUUCUUCUUAUCACUGCUCUCCGUAUCGUAUUGGUUUGGAGUGGUAAUGUGCAGCGUCAUAUACACUUACAAUAUCCUAGAAUGGCGUUACCUAGCCCUAUACUUCUUCAUAAUCUCGGUGCUGAUGUUCCUGUCAACUCAUAAAUUACCCGAGUCACCUUAUUGGUUAAUAAUUCAAGGUCGCAUCGAUGACGCUCGCGAAGUCCUCGAGGACACUCGCGAUAACCAGGACACCAUUAAAGAAGAGAUAUCAAAAAUCGAGGAAUCUAUCAACGGCAAAAAUCCGCUUCAGAAAACCAACCCUUGGAUAUCGUUACUCCGAGCUUGGAAACAAAUCGGAAUCCUUAUAAUACUCGCUAGUCUUCAUAAGAUAUCCGGUUUCACACCAAUUUCUCAAUAUACUCCGGAAUUUUUCGGACAGUUCAAAGGGCCAGUUUAUACAAAAAGAGCCGCGUUGAUAUACUCAAUCGUGUCUUUCCUCAGUACCGUAUUAGUGCCUUAUUUUACUCAUAAUUUUAAUCGAAGAUCGUUGCUAUUUGUUACUAGUCUCAUGGCAGGGCUUUUCAUGCUUUUUUCCUGGGUUUACGAAUUCUACCUGUCAUCAUUAUUAAACGAAAACACCAUAUGUAGAUGGAUUCCUCUAUUGGGCAUUUAUGGCUAUACCAUUUCUACCACAAUAGGCAUCACGUCGAUCGCCGUCAUUCUACCAGGAGAAAUCCUACCGACGGAGAUCAGCGGUAUAUCGAACGCUUUCCACAAUAUAUCCAGCAGUAUAAUCACUUCGCUGGUCAACAAAACCUAUUUCGCAAUGAGUAACAUGAUAGGUUUCCAAUCAGUAUUAGGAAUAUUCGCCGGUUGUUGCUUCCUCAUCGCUUUAUUAUCGGUGACUAUUUUACCCGAAACGCGCGGCAAAACGCUAAGGGAAAUUCAGGACACGUACUUUCCAAGACGAGAUUUGCAAAAAGAAUCUAAUACUGAAUCAAACGUUGAAAAGGUCUGAACAACCUAGCAAAGUGAAAGUAUUAUUUUCAAAACAGCACGAUACAUUUUGAAAAAAGGAUCAAAAUGCUGUUUCCAAAAGAGACUCAUAAGCCAUUGUGUUCUAUAAUUAAUAUUCGAAUUAUGACGAGUGAUAUGGGUAAACCUGUGUUAUUGACUAAUCGAUUUAUAAGCCAAUUUUUCAAGUUUAAAUGAAUUGUCCUGCUUCCCUUACCCCUCCUGUAAUUUUAUUAAGUGAUUUUAUUAUGAUGUAUUUCUUUGAAAAUCUGUGAUAUUUAUUCAUUAUAAGUUAAUGUUGAUUACCUAUUUAUUAUUAUGAUUCCUUUUUCUCGAACAUCCCUCAUUAUUCUUUUUUUAAGCAAAUUUUUCCAAAUGAAUGACUUAAGUAUUUUAUAGUAAUUGACAUUCUUUUGUUAAAUAUAAGGCAAUUUUUUUUAAAAUUGUAGGCUUUUAUGUAAUAUUUAUCGUAUCUCGUCAGAGAGUUAAUAUAAUGAAACAUUUUUAGUUAA